This is a messenger RNA of Dipodomys ordii (Ord's kangaroo rat), 2226 nucleotides long. It is a transcript of the gene Gtf3c5, whose product is annotated as general transcription factor IIIC, polypeptide 5, 63kDa. Gene Ontology annotation, cellular component: transcription factor TFIIIC complex. The transcript is spliced from 10 exons. The record is from RefSeq and is a predicted model, not a curated record. Gene Ontology annotation, biological process: transcription initiation at RNA polymerase III promoter. Bases 205 to 1524 code for a protein of 439 amino acids. NCBI's taxonomy places the organism in Eukaryota, Metazoa, Chordata, Mammalia, Rodentia, Heteromyidae.
GUCGACAACACGGUGUCGUUUACCUCGACGCCGUGCAGCCUCCUCGGGCGCCUGGUCCCCGGAGGCUUCGAGUCUAGCCGAGCCCAGGGAUUUAGGGCGGACGGGGAGGCGGUCCGGAACGAUUCCUUCGCGGAACCUUUGAGGCGAGGCCUCCGGGGGUGCUCUGAGGGACGGACUGUGGCGGGCCCCGCCAAGCGGGUAGGGAUGGCGGCGAACGACGCGGCGCCGCGGGCCGCGGUGCCGGUGGAGCUGCAGCGGGAGCGACGGCUGGUGUGCGUGGAGUACCCGGGCGCGGUGCGCGACGUGGGGAAGAUGCUACGCACGCUGGGCGGUGAGGAGAGCGUCUCCCGGGUAAGGAGCGGGCGUUUGCGGGUCGACGGGGAGGGGCCUCGAGCAGGGGCGUGGCUAUCCGGCGGGGGCGUGGUCUCCAGCGAGCCUUGUUGCCUUGGACAAAGGCACACGGCUGGCCUCCCUGCGCACGGGCCCGGCCUGUUCUGCAGGUGGUCCUCGGCACUCCUGCUCCCAGCAUCUCUCUGUGCCCCCAGGGAAGGCUACAACAACCCCACCAUCACAGGGGAGAACCUGAUCGGCCUGAGUAGGGCCCGGCGCCCCCACAAUGCCAUCUUUGUCAACUUUGAGGAUGCUGAGGUCCCUGUGCAGCCUCUGGAGGCCGCGGUGCAGACGUGGAGGAGGGCCUGCACCAACCCCAUAGACCAGAAGGUAGAGGAGGAACUGAGGAAGCUGUUCGACAUCCGUCCCAUCUGGUCACGCAAUGCUGUCAAGGCCAACAUCAGCGUCCACCCUGACAAGCUCAAGAUCCUGCUUCCCUUCAUGGCCUAUUACAUGAUAACAGGCCCCUGGAGAAGUCUGUGGAUCCGGUUUGGCUAUGACCCCCGGACACACUCCGAGGCCAAGAUUUACCAAGUCCUUGACUUCCGAAUCCGCUGUGGAAUGAAAUAUGGCGGCAGCGAGAUGCCUGUCAAGGCAAAGCGCAGCACCUACAACUACAGCCUGCCCAUCACAGUCAAGAAGACGCCCAGCCAGCUUGUCACCAUGCACGACCUGAAGCAGGGCCUGGGCCCGUCGGGGGUGUCUGGCCCACGGAAACAGACCUCCAACAAGUAUAAGCUCAAGGACUCGGUGUAUGUCUUCCGGGAGGGAGCCUUGCCCCCCUAUCGCCAGAUGUUCUACCAGUUGUGCGACUUGAACGUGGAGGGGUUGCAGAAGAUCAUCCACCGCAAUGACGGGGAGGAGAGCACGUGCACAGAGCGGGAUGGGUGGUGCCUCCCCAAGACCACCGACGAGCUGAGGGACACCAUGUCCCUCAUGAUCCGCCAGACCAUCCGCUCCAAGAGGCCUGCUCUCUUCUCCAGCCCAGACAAGGCUGACCAUGCAAAAGAGCAGCUGAUGUUUGAAUCCGGGGAGGAGGAGGAGGAGGAAGAGGAAGAGGAAGAGGAGGAAGAUUUCAAGCCCUCGGACGGAAGUGAGAAUGAGAUGGAGACAGAGAUUCUGGACUACGUGUGACCAAGCCCUGGGCCCCAGGCUGAGCGGUCUGUGCUGGUAGUACCUGUGCCCUGCCCCAGUUGGGUGAGAUGAGGAAGCCAGCCCAGUCCAUUUCCAACAACUGUCUCUUCAGCGUUUGCUGGAAACAGACUGAUGGCCCCGCAGCUUGCUGGGAGGAGCCUGAGGCUGAGGUCUCUGCCAGCCCUGCUUCCCGGAAGAUCGCCCUGGAAGCUUCCUGCCCUGCCCACAGGACAGCUCCAGUCACACUGUUUCCAAAGCCAAAUUCUUCAAGCCAGCCCCAGCUUGCUGAUGAGAUUCCUGGAAAGCCCCAUCUCAAGGCAGGACUGGCAGCCUAAUGAGGAGCCCAGCUUGGAACCAGCUGUGCUGGCAAUUACAGUCUCCUGUCCUGCAGAAAACACUCACACCGGAGGCAAGGGGAGAAGCACUCCCCUCCCCUCCUUUCCAGUCCCCUUCUUGGUAAGACCUCUUGCUGGAGCUGUUGGCCUUGCUCUGGGGCUGUCUCCCACUGCUGACAUCCCAUCUUCCUGGUCCCUGGACAAGUCUGAGGCAGGUGCUGGGGCAGGGCACCCCCCCCAGGCCCUACUCUCCCGAGCCCAGCCAGCCCACGCUGCCUUAGGUCUGACUAAGAGCUUCCUGAAGUCUUCGCAAGUUCCAAAAGAAUGGCAAUUCUUCUCUUUUUAAAUAAAGGUGGUUUAUUAUGAA